CCCAUCAAAGCAUAAAGAAAGCUUGAAAAGCUGAGGUCAACUACAACAUCAACCUACCGAAAGAUCAAACCCCAGCCACUCUGGAAACAAUGAGAGAAGAAAUCAUACAUGAAGUCAAAAAGACUGAGAGAAACCAAUUAGUCAUAAGUAAGCUCAUGAACACAACCUAUGCCCUUCGUCGCCAAGAAAUUGUUGGAGCUCUUGUAGCCCCACGGGUGAGAGAUGUCGUGGACAGAUGGCCAGCCCUACUUAUGGAGUCACAGGUGUUUGCAGAGUUCCACCGAAUCAACAAUGUUAACCUGCGCAAUCAAUUCUACAAGGAGCUGGACAGACACACGCCGAGACUCAUCACCUUGUUCAGAGACAAGGCCACCAAGACUAGCGAGAUAGCGGAGGAGCUAGCCAAGUUCGUGAGGAUUUAUGACCUUCAGGAACAACGUGAUGUAAAUAUGAGACGGGCCUUCGUCCUUCGCGCACUUCCUGUGUACCUGCGUGAAGAUGCCUCCAAGUUCUUCAGGACCUGUAAUUCAGCAGAUGGUCCAGACCUCACUGACACUCCGGUGGCUCUCCUGACAGUCGUCGCGGAUGACACUACUGAUGCGGCCCUCUUCAGCCCUGAGAGCAUCUGUAUUGUCGUGGAAGAUGAAAUACUUGUGAGUGGUCCCACAAAUCUGGCAGACUCAUUUCUCCAGCUGUUUGGUUACGUCUAUGCACUAGACCUACAGUACCCAAAGAAUCUUGAGCUUACAUUCACAUUUAUCCAAAAAGUUGUGAUGUGUCUUGAAGACAACAAACCACUGAAAGGCCGUCUACUGACGCUGAAGAAUGAUUUGUUCAAUGAGUGA
Molecule: messenger RNA, 845 nt
Organism: Etheostoma spectabile (orangethroat darter)
Lineage: Eukaryota; Metazoa; Chordata; Actinopteri; Perciformes; Percidae
Exons: 4
Coding region: 90-845 (251 amino acids)
Source: RefSeq, a predicted model, not a curated record